Molecule: messenger RNA, 2747 nt
Organism: Setaria italica (foxtail millet)
Lineage: Eukaryota; Viridiplantae; Streptophyta; Magnoliopsida; Poales; Poaceae
Product: probable LRR receptor-like serine/threonine-protein kinase At3g47570
Exons: 3
Coding region: 1-2580 (859 amino acids)
Biological process (GO): protein phosphorylation
Molecular function (GO): ATP binding; protein binding; protein kinase activity
Source: RefSeq, a predicted model, not a curated record
AUGGCCACUGCAAGCAGCUCGUUCAUCCUGGUGCAAUUGUUGGCCAUCUCACUGUCCGUUCUAGUUACUGGUGUCGCUUCUGCUUCUUCUUCUUCCCCAGGCCCAAGUCCAACUCCCAACAUCAACGGGAGCGACACUGACCUCGCCGCGCUGCUGGCUUUCAAAGCUCAGCUCUCGGAUCCUCUCGGCAUCCUUGCCAGAAACUGGACAACCAACGUGUCCUUCUGUCGCUGGAUCGGCGUGUCAUGCAGUCAGCUUCAGCAGCGCGUUACUGCGCUGUCGCUGAGAAGUGUGCCAUUGCAAGGAGAGCUCAGCCCACAUCUCGGUAACCUCUCUUUCCUCAUGCAGCUCAACCUCAUAAACACCAGCCUCUCCGGCACAAUUCCCGCCGAUCUUGGUAGGCUGUCUCGGCUUCGGAAACUAGAUCUCCAUAAAAAUGGCCUCUCAGGCGCCAUUCCUAGUACCAUUUUCAACAUGUCACUGCUGCAAUUCAUGUCACUCGGACAUAACAAUCUAACUGGGUCGAUUCCUAGCAAUCAAAGUUUUAGCCUACCGGUGCUUCGGAAGUUAAUCUUGGAACAAAACAACUUUGCAGGUGGGAUACCACUAGAGCUUUCAGCGUGCCAGCGCUUGCAAACUCUCUCUUUGACCCACAAUUCUUUCUGUGAUACUGUGCCAACGUGGUUGGCUGAACUGUCACAGCUCAAAACUAUUUUCUUGGGAAGAAAUCACCUUGUUGGAUCUAUCCCAGCUGUUCUUAGCAACCUUACCGGUCUUACUAAACUAGACCUCUCUUUCUGCAACCUGACCGGUGACAUUCCAACUGAAUUAGGCCUAAUGAGAGAACUCUCGAUUCUGCAUCUCGGAAACAACCAGCUAGCAGGUCCAAUACCAACCAGUCUCACAAAUUUAUCUAAGAUGUCUGACCUUAUUCUGCAAAAAAAUCAGUUGUCUGGACCAGUACCAGCAACAUUUGGGAACAUCCGAGCUCUGAACACACUUGAACUGUCAGAUAAUAAUUUGAACGGAAACCUUGACUUCCUGUCCUCCCUUUCCAACUGUAGACAACUCCAGGUGCUUGACAUAACUUCAAAUUCUUUCAGUGGGGGACUCCCAGCAUUACCAGCUGAUGUUAGUGGACUAAAACUGGUAAAUCAAAUUGAAAUAUCUUCCAACAUUUUGACUGGAAAAAUUCCUGAUUCAUUUGGACAGCUUAGGAUGCUCGCUCAGCUAGAUUUAUCACACAACUCAUUUGAGGGCACGAUCCCAGAUUCGUUCCAAGAGCUGACCAGCUUAGCAUCACUCAAUAUCUCCUCCAACAAUCUAUCUGGUACCAUUCCCAUGUUUCUUGCCAAUUUCACCUCCUUGACGACCUUGAAUCUCUCCUUCAAUAAGCUAGAAGGCAAGAUACCAGAGGGAGGCAUUUUCUCAAACAUCACCUUGACAUCACUGAUUGGGAAUGCUGGCCUAUGUGGUUCUCCUCGUCUAGGAUUUUCACCAUGUCUUGAGAAGUAUGACUCAACUGACAGACAUUUGCUAAAAUUUCUACUCCCUGCUGCCACCAUAGCAUCUGUUUCUAUUGUUCUCUGUGUUUACCUAAUGAUCAAAAGGAAACUCAAAAACAAGAGAGUCCAUGCCUCUGUUGCUGAUCCAAGUGAUGUCAUGAGACAUAGGUUAAUCUCCUACCAUGAGCUUGUUCGCGCCAGUGAUAAUUUUUCUGACAAUAACCUGUUGGGGACUGGUAGCUUUGGAAAAGUUUUCAAGGGCCAACUGAGCACCGGUUUGGUGGUUGCAAUAAAAGUUCUUGACAUGCAGAAGGAACAAGCAAUUAGAAGCUUCGAUGCUGAGUGCCGUGUGCUUCGCAUGGCUCGACACAGGAAUCUGAUAAAGAUUCUAAACACCUGCUCCAACCUGGAUCUUAGAAUAUUGGUGCUUGAGUACAUGCCCAAUGGAAGCCUGGAUACGGUCCUUCACGCUGAAGGCAGAAGGCACUUGGGGUUCCUCAAGAGGCUCGAUAUCAUGCUAGAUGUGUCGAUGGCGAUGGAGUAUCUACACCAUGAGCACCACGAGGUGGUCCUGCACUGUGACUUGAAGCCUACCAAUGUGCUAUUUGAUGAUGACAUGACAGCGCAUGUAGCGGACUUUGGAAUAGCGAGAUUUCUAUUGGGUGAUGAAAACUCCAUGAUCACCGCAACCAUGCCUGGAACACUUGGGUACAUGGCACCAGAGUAUGGAUCUCUAGGAAAGGCAUCACGCAAGAGUGACGUGUUCAGCUACGGGAUCAUGCUCCUUGAAGUUUUCAUCGGAAAGAGACCCACGGAUCCGAUGUUUGAUGGAGAACUGAGCAUCAGGCAGUGGGUUCAUCAGGCAUUUCCAUCUGAACUUGCAUCUGUUCUAGAUGACCAGCUCCUGCGGGAAGCUUCUUCUACCUGCAACCUGAAUGAUUCUCUUUUGCCAAUAUUAGAGCUGGGAUUGCUCUGCUCAAGUGACUCGCCUGAACAAAGGAUGUCAAUGAGUAGUGUGGUGUCCAAACUGAAGAAGAUCAAAAAGGAUCACGAAAAACGACAUCAGCAACAAUGAAGAGCGCUGCCCAGUAACUGAUCGCCCUUAUUUGUAUGCUGUGUCUGAUUUUCUGUUCUGUUCGUUUGUUUCUGAUGCAGUAGAACUGUAGAAGAGCAACAUCAGCUGGAAAUUGAACUUUUGCUGCAUUUUGCCUAUUCUUUUUCCUUAGUUCUCAUACCUCGUCG